AUGAAUCCAAGCCGUCGAAUCACCACGCUGUCCACACCCACCCUCCUCUUUCUCCUAGGGACUCUCAUUGCCCCAACCAAUUCGGCACAGAACACAACAAACAGCACCUCCUUCAAUCCCCUAGCCUACAUCAACCCGCUGAUCGGCUCCACCAACGGAGGCAAUGUCUUUGCAGGCGCCUCUCUCCCCUACGGGCUCGCCAAAGCCGUCGCAGACGUCAACGGCGAGAACACUGGUGGCUUCGCGACUGACGGCAGCAAUGUGACUGGGUUCAGCUCGGUGCACGACUCCGGCACGGGCGGCAACCCGAGCCUAGGCAACUUCCCUCUCUUCCCGCAGGUGUGUCCUGACGACGCCGACGUGGACAGUUGCCAGUUCCGCAUCGGCGACAGGGCAGUAUCGUACGUGAACGAUAGCGUGGUGGCGCGGCCGGGCUAUUUUGCGGUGCAGCUUGCAUCGGGCGUGUCCGCAGAGAUGACUGUGGGGGAGAAGACGGCCUUGUACCGCUUCACGUUCCCUUCUGCUGCUGCAGAUGGAAAUGGCACUGGCAGCGUCACGAAUGGCUCGCACUCUCUCAUCCUACUAGACCUUACGGAUCUCUGGCAGAGCAGACAGAAUGCCUCCAUCAGUGUCGAUGCAGAUACGGGCCGGAUGACUGGCAACGGCACAUUUCUACCGAGUUUUGGGGCGGGGUAUUAUCAAAUGUUUUUCUGCGUUGAUUUCUUUGGCGCGGGUGUCUACGAGACGGGCGUCUGGGUGAACAACCGUGCAGGAACUGAGCCAAAGGAGUUGUUCGUCACCAGAGGUUUCAACCUAUUUUAUCUUGAGGCAGGCGGCUUUGUGAGAUUCUCAGCAUCCACAGAUGAUAACGAAAUCCUGGCGAGGGUGGGCAUAAGUUUUAUUAGCUCCGAUCAGGCCUGCAGCAACGCUGAGUCCGACAUUCCCAACCCGGAGAGAAACUUUGACACGCUUGUGGGAGAAGCAGAGGAUGCCUGGCUGGAUAAGCUGAGCCCUGUAGCCAUUACGCCCGGAGGAGCAGACAACAAUCUCCAGACGACCUUCUGGAGCGGCAUCUACCACGCCAUGAUGUCUCCUCAGAACUACACAGGCGAGAAUCCCAAAUGGGACAGCGGAAUUCCUUACUUUGACUCGUACUACUGCAUCUGGGACUCAUUUAGAGUGCAGCAUCCUUUACUCACCAUCCUCGACCCUGACGCCCAGAUACAGAUGGUCAACUCGCUCCUCGACAUCUACCAGCACGAAGGUUGGCUCCCAGACUGUCACAUGUCCCUCUGCGACGGCUGGACCCAAGGAGGGAGCAACGCAGAUAAUGUGCUCGUGGACGCCUACGUGAAGAACCUCUCCUCUUCCACCACAAGCAGCGGCAGCAUCGACUGGAACCUGGCACUCGAGGCCAUCAUCAAUGAUGCCGAAAACGAGCCCCUCGAGUGGUCCAUUCACGGGCGUGGCGGGCUCACCAGCUGGAAGAACCUCGACUACAUUCCUUAUCUCGACUACGACCCCAUCGGCUUUGGCACCAACUCGCGCAGCAUCUCGCGCACCCUCGAGUACGCCUACAACGACUUCAACCUCGCGGUACUGGCGCAGGGGCUGGGCAGGUCGGACCUGUACUCCAAGUACCUUGCACGCAGCACCAACUGGCAAAACUUAUGGAAGCAAGACCAGACAUCCUUCAUCAACGGCACCGACACGGGCUUCACGGGGUUUUUCCAGCCUAAAUACCUGAACGGGACAUGGGGCUACCAGGAUCCUAUCGCCUGCUCGAACCUCGCCUCCUUCUGCUCGUUGACCACCAAUCCGUCCGAGACAUUCGAGGCGAGCAUCUGGCAGUACCAGUUCCUCGUGCCCCAGGAUGUAUCGGGGAUCAUCUCGCUCAUGGGCGGUGACGAGGCUUUCGUCUCCAGGCUGGAGUUUUUCCACACCUCUGGCCUUGCCGAUAUCUCGAAUGAGCCCGUGUUCUUGACUGUGUACCUGUACCACUACGCCGGGCGGCCUGGUUUAUCCGCCAGCAGGAUCCACACGUACAUUCCGUCCUCCUUCAACGAUACCGAGUCGGGACUACCUGGUAAUGACGACAGCGGCGCCAUGGGCUCGUUCCUCUUCUUCAGCAUGAUCGGCCUCUUCCCAGUGGCAGGGCAAAAUGUCUACCUGAUCUCGGCGCCUUUCUUCGAGAGCGUGAGUGUCACGCACCCUGUGACAGGCAAGACGGCCACCACGAGCGUCGUGGCCGGGUGGGAUGGUGCGGCGUACCAGAGCAUCUAUAUACAGAAUGUGACUGUGAAUGGGCAGCCUUGGACCAAGAGUUGGAUCGGGCACGAGUUCUUUACCGAGGGGUGGACGAUGGAGCUAGUGCUAGGAACGACCGAGUCUUCUUGGGGCACGGCGGAGGCGGAUCGCCCGCCGAGUUCUUCUGGUUCUUCUGAGAUGAUGACAACGAGAUUUAUGGGCUUGUAG
Molecule: messenger RNA, 2475 nt
Organism: Cryphonectria parasitica EP155
Lineage: Eukaryota; Fungi; Ascomycota; Sordariomycetes; Diaporthales; Cryphonectriaceae
Product: family 92 glycoside hydrolase
Exons: 1
Coding region: 1-2475 (824 amino acids)
Biological process (GO): protein quality control for misfolded or incompletely synthesized proteins; glycoprotein catabolic process; carbohydrate metabolic process
Cellular component (GO): cytosol; nucleus
Molecular function (GO): carbohydrate binding; peptide-N4-(N-acetyl-beta-glucosaminyl)asparagine amidase activity
Source: RefSeq, a predicted model, not a curated record